Molecule: messenger RNA, 1434 nt
Organism: Seminavis robusta
Lineage: Eukaryota; Bacillariophyta; Bacillariophyceae; Naviculales; Naviculaceae
Source: the annotation of a GenBank genome assembly
AUGCCCGUUGCUCUUCAUAUCAAAACACAGCUUGCAAAGGACAUCCAAAAGUCUGGUGGUAUCCAAGCUUUAGGGCAGAGACUUGAGGAACUCCUCAAUCGCAGAGAAAAUCUUUACGGGCAAAGAGGCAGCGCACAACGUCGACAAAUUCAAAACUUGGUCCAAUAUUGGAAGAAAUUGUCUCCAGACAAGUACUGUGAAGUGGUUGUGAUCCCCCUUGUCCUUACUGAUACACCUACCUGUACAGAAUCUGGUCUCCACGACAAACCACAGCAGCCAUCACCACUGCAACGAAAACAAAAACAACAACAACAACAACAACAACAACAAAAACAAAAACCACACCCACAACCGCAGCCGCAGCCGCAACCACAGCCUCCUCAACCACAACCUAUCCCUACCAGGACCACAACCACCAAGCCCACAUCCAAGUCCACACAAAAAAACACCAGCAUGAAGACCAAGAAUGAGCUAGGCAAGAUCCUUGUGGUCCAGCCUAAGAUUGGUCUGUAUUUCUGCAUUGCCUGGGUCGACAGCAAGCUGUCAAACCUUGAGAUUUGCAUUAGUGAUGAUAGGCACUCGGUUAUUCUACGCUCUAAAAAACCCAAGCCAAAAAGUGCCAGUGCACUGCUAUCCCAGUAUGGUUGGGCAGCUGAUUCUGAAAAUGUUGUUGUGUCUGCUGUGAAUGAUGAGCUCAAGAGGCUCAUGCCAGAUGGCAAGGACUGUACGGAUGAUUGGAAAGAGAAACCAAUUCUUACAUUGGAUGAAGAGGUUAUUCCCCAUUUUGUUGACUACAAAGGCAACCCAACUCAGGAGAAUGAGGUUUUAUAUGAGUGUGAUGAGGAAGGUCGCCAGAUGAUUACUUUCUUCCUGAAGUCAGUGGACUCUCAUCGUCUUUCCAGCAAAGGGAUGUUUGUCAAGAAGGGUCGACGUGGUGCCAACCCUGAGGGUAUGGAUAUUGGUUCUGAUGGUUCUUACUGUGAAGAAACGGUAGACUCAUUGAAGGCUGAAGUUGACAACAAAUUGGACAAACUUUCUGACAUGAUGAUGAAAUUCAUGCAAGUGUCCACGCACCAACAAAGCCAAUUUUUUGCGCAGGUCCAGCAGCAACAGCAGCCACCGGCACCACAACAGCAACCAUCCAAUCACCAGUUCAAUCAGCAGCUACCAUUCCAGCAACAGGCAUUCCACCACCAGCAGCAGCAAUUCCAGCAGCAGCAGCAGCAGCAGCAGCAAUUCCAGCAACAGCAGCAGCAGCAAUUCAAUCAACAGCAACAGCAGCAGCAGCUCUACCAGCAGCAGCAAGAGAAGGAGGCGGUAAGUGGUCUGUUUGGCAUGAAAUAUGCCAACGCACAGCCAGAUGGAGCCCGUUCAGGGCCAGUUCUUGAGUAUUCAUUUGAGGAUGAUAAUGAAGUGGCCCUUGGAGACUAUUGA